GGGGGGGGGGGGGGGUUGUGUGAGGUUCUUUUUUUAGUAUGCAUGGAUGGGUGUGGGGGAGGGUGUGUAGACGUGUGUCAUUUUGUGAGAGAUGCGAAUGAGAGCUGAUUCAAGGCUUCUGUAUUUCCUCUGCCUACUUAAUUAUGAUUUCUUUGCAUAACUGAAUAUUUUGUUGAAAUGGUAUGUAAACUAAAAAAAGGUGUGACAUUUUAAAGUUCAACAUUUACAUGAAUGUGGAUCGAUGGAAUGCAAACGAGGAAGCCAAUGACAUCACUAAAUAUUUCUUGUGUAUAUUUGGUGACAUGAAUUACUAAAUAUUCAUAUCCUCCAUCAGAUAAUGUAAAACUUUGUGUCAGCCAGCAUGGAACAUGGAAAAUUGUCAUAAUUUCAUUUAUAUUUUAUUUGAUAAACGCGAAAAGAAAUAGUGCGUUUGUGACAUAAUUGGCUGCCUCAUUUGCAUAAAAUUGUAUUGUGUACAAUGAGUAUUAGGUCAAAUCUAGAAAUAACUUUCUUAUUUUGAAUCUGAUUGUGAUAAAACUUUCAGUGCUAUGCUUGUCUGAUUUAAUAACUCAACUCGUUUUGGGCAUUGACUUCCUUUAAAAUAGGGAUUCACUGUAAAACUUUGGUAUAAAUAAUGUGUUAUAUUCAUCAUGUGCAUCUUAUGAACUUUUACUAGAAAUUGAAUUUACAGUCAUAAUACGAGCUGAUCUGAUUUCCUUCUGAUAUGAUUUGAUUACUGGGGAAGUGAAUUGGAGCUCCACCCCCUGGCAGCUAGGGGGUCAAAUUACUUCAAGAACUUAAUGCACAAGACCAAGGGAUUUCAUUCUCUCUACAAAGGUCAUUGAUAGACCUUGCACUGAUUUUCAGAGGGCAAAGUCCAGAACAGCUGCUUGCAUUUAUAUUUGAUGUGCAGCUCAUUGACAUCAAUACAAACUCUUUCCUGUUAACAAUUCAUUCUAGAGUUUACAAACAACUGGCGGGCUUUGAUCCCUUUCAAAUUGUCUUCUUAAUCUGUUAUGUAAAGUCUAUAACGACAGGAUAGACAUCUACUUUCAUUGUUUGAUGAUGAUCGUAACUCCUAGGCUGAGCUAGCUAGUCUAAAUAUGUUUCUACAGUAUGUAAAGAACAUUCGGUUGGUGCAGCAGAUGAGAUCUGCCAUUUCUGGUGGCCAUAUCUGCAACGCCAAUGAGCCAGCCAUGCUGAAGCAAGGCCUGUGUUGUCCAAUUCUGGACGGCAGGUGUCUGCAGAGGCACUUCUACAGCCUCCGCUCUCACGUGGUGGGCAUGGGAAGGGAGGCCAGCAAACCAAGAGCCAUAUCAAGAGGAUUACAAAGGCAUGCCCCUCUCAGCUCUUACACAUUAAGAUGCUCAGCUUACCAAACUUCAUCAGCACACCAGCAAUGCUCCCAAGAUCAGCAAUCCAUUCCGACCACAUUCAGUCGCUCUCACAGUCAAUCUUCCAUCUUAUCACCUCCAUCAUCCUCAUCUCCUCCACCGGCAUCCCGUUUGAUUUCCACCACCACAACAUCAUCAGGAGUGAGAGGGGUGCAAGAUGGUACCCCUAAGUACACCAUGAGCUAUGUUCAGGGGGGUUUGGACCCGCCCCUCAUGGGGAAGACUCUGGGGCAAUGCAUGGAUGAUAUGGCGGAGCAGAAACCAGACCACAGUGCCUUUGUCUUCGUCGAGGAAGGAGUCCGUUGGACUUUUAGCCAGUUCAGGGAGGAGGUUGAUCGUCUGUCAGCUGGUUUCUUGGCGAUUGGUCUGAAGAAAGGAGACAGGAUUGGUAUAUGGGCUUCUAAUACCUCCGAGUGGGUCCUGACCCAGUUUGCUGCUGCUAGGAUCGGGGCUAUUCUUGUCACCAUCAACUUAGCCUACAGACCCAAUGAGCUAUAUUACACUUUACUUAAGGCUGGUGUGAAGGCGAUAGUCUCUGCUCAGAAUUUCAAGACCCAGGAUUACUAUGAGAUGCUUUCCACCGUUUGUCCAGAACUGGCAACCUCGUCCCCAGGCAGACUUCGUAGCCAAAAAUUACCCAUGUUAGAGUCUGUCAUCAUGCUUGGAAAGGGGGAUUUCCCUGGUGCCUACAUGUUUGAUGAUGUCAUCGACAUGGGAACCAGCGAACACAAGGUCAUGGUGGAAGAUUGUGCCAAGACAGUGCAGUUUGAUGAUCCAAUCGCCAUUUUAUUCACCUCUGGUACCACAGGAAAUCCCAAAGGAGCGACAAUGACCCACCACAGACUCGUCAACAAUGGCUACCACAUUGGAUGUAGAGUUGGUUUUCAAGAGAACGACCAUGUCAUGUGCCUACCCAUACCCCUCUAUCACAUCUUUGCAUCAGUUGGAGGUCCAUUGGUUGGUAUAACCCAUGGAGCGACCAACGUCUAUCCCACAGCUGGUUAUGAACCAGUCGCUACCCUCAAAGCCAUUCAGGAUGAAAGAUGUACAGUCCUUUAUGGGACCCCUACCAUGUUCAUUGACAUGAUGAACCAGCCAGUGUUCAAAGAGUUGGAUGUGAGCAGCCUCUACUCUAGCAUCAUAGGGGGGGCCCCUGUCUCACCGGAACUGCUGAGACAGAUGACCAAGGGCAUGGGUUUCAAAUACAUUGCUGUUGGUUAUGGAAUGACAGAAAGUGGACCAAUGAUUGGUGUCACUAAUGAGGACGAUCCAGAAGAAAAGAAAUUAAACACGGUUGGAAAACUCUGCCAACAUAUGGAGGCCAAAGUAAUAGACCCAGAAACCAGUCAGGUUGUCCCUGUCGGUGUUCCAGGGGAGCUCUGCGUUCGUGGAUACUGCAAUAUGAUUGGCUACUGGGAGAACGAGGAGGCGACCAAGGCCACUAUCGAUGCCACUAAUUGGCUCCACUCAGGAGACUUGGCCACUCUGGACGAGGACGGGUACAUCCGAAUCGUUGGUCGUAUCAAGGAGCUCAUCAUUGCUGGAGGAAGAAACAUCUACCCGGUUGAGAUUGAAAAAUUCAUCCACACGCACCCCAAAGUAGAAGAUGUACAUGUGAUUGGAAUACCCGAUGAUAGACUAGGUGAGAAGGUGGUGGCCUGCAUCCGAGGGAAGGCCAAAGAGGAACUCACACAAGAAGAUAUCAUUGAUUACUGCAAAGGGGAGAUUUCUCACUACAAGAUUCCUAGUCAUGUAGUCUUCAUGGAUGUCUUUCCGAUGACGGUCAGCGGUAAGGUACAAAAGUUCAAGCUCCAGGAAAUAGUCAUUGAACAACUGAAAUGAAACAAUACCAACUACCAGAACAUUAUUGAGGACUGUCAAAUCUCUGCAACUACUCUUGUACCAUGCAAAGAAAUAUAAUUUUGAAAUAAAAAUGCAGAGUAGAAGUUGAAGAAGAUAUGGGUGAAUAGUAAGUAAUUUUUUGGUGGACAGAAAAAAUUUAUUUUAAUCUUCCAUGUGUACUGAAGUACAUGUAUUACUUGGAUUUAUUCUCCUUCGCUACUGGUAUGCAUUCUUAUGUUUUUUCACUUUGUGGUUUUAAGAAGAAGUUCAUCCUGGUAAAAAAUGUUUUUCUUAUAAAAGUAGAGAACAAAAGAGAUAUUAAUAAAAUCCAUCAAUCAAAAGUCAUGGAUUCUUACAGAGUAUUGAUUUUGGAUUGAGCAGCUCCCCAUAUUUCAUAUGAUCAGCAUUCCAUUAAAUGCCAUUUUCUUAAAGAAAAUAAAAAUUGUCUUAAAUGUGCAUUUACUAUAUCAUCAGACACAUCAUAUUUACUUGCUUUUGUGAGAAAAAGUAUUUUUCAAUCAUGAACCAUUACACAAUUCAAAUUUAGUGAAUUAAUGUCACACAUUUGGGUAGCUGCUUGCAUAUCACAUGCAAUGUCUAAGAAUCACAACUUUAAAUAAACAUAGUAUCAGACUCCUUGUAAAAACAAUUUUCCAGCCAUUCUUCUAAUAAAGUCUGAGCAAAAUGUAAGUUAUCCAAAUUUUUGGACAUUAUUCGGUGAGAGUAGAGUAAGAUACAUGUAUAUUGAAAUAUAAUUUAAUGAGUUUUUAUUUUGUUUCAUCAAUACAAAGUACAGCCCUUCCAAUUUAUUCUGUGAGAUAUGCAAACGUAAUCUGUAUUUUUUUUAACUGUUAUUACUUUUGUCUAGUUUUGAUGGUUUCUUAAAUCGUAAUUUCUAAGUGUAAAUAUGACAUCAGGUGCUUUUAUAAAUAAAUUAAUUACUACCAUG
Lytechinus pictus (painted urchin) is the source of this 4185-nucleotide messenger RNA. RefSeq names its product medium-chain acyl-CoA ligase ACSF2, mitochondrial-like. Gene Ontology annotation, molecular function: medium-chain fatty acid-CoA ligase activity. Bases 1104 to 3236 code for a protein of 710 amino acids. Lineage: Eukaryota; Metazoa; Echinodermata; Echinoidea; Temnopleuroida; Toxopneustidae. The record is from RefSeq and is a predicted model, not a curated record. The transcript is spliced from 13 exons. Gene Ontology annotation, biological process: fatty acid metabolic process.